AUGCCCAGCGACGGCGAGGUCGACGAAGUUUCCGGUUUUUUCGCCCCUCGUGGCUUUGUCGAUGAAAUGAGCAGAAAUGACACUCUUGCAGACGUGCGCAACAGAGCAGCAGCCCGUCAUGUCGUCAUGCGCAUCAUACCCAAGUACGGAGAGGGAAUAAAAACCGUAAAUUCCGUGCGGGAUGCUUUGAAGUUGCCAGAUAUAAAGACAGUUAUGGCCCAUUUUAAGCUUGCCGAAAGGCGCUUCGUGGAGGAGCGUAAACAGGAGAAGCUCAAGAAAUGCACUGAAAUCAAGACAGCUGCUCUCGACCGAGUCUUGCGACAUCCAAACAAGUCUGAUAGACAUCCACGGAAUACGCCGACAUUGAAUUCAUUGAUACAUUUUUGUUUUACGUGCCAGGAGUUCAUUUGUGACCUCCACGAAGAGCAUCGACCAAUCCCUAUCCUACCGAUCCCAGAUGAGUGCCAGAGAAUACGUCUCUUGGACAUGGGCUUCGGAUCACACAAGCCGUGCUCGCAGAGUUGCUUUGCCACAAAAGGGAUCGACCGUUGUCCCCUUGUGGCGCAUGAGCAACAGCAAUGGGAUGAUGAUGAGGUCGAAUUACUUUUCGAGGCUCUCCGCUUAUUUGAAAGGGACCCAUGUUCUUUGGCAUUAGUCGUUGGCUCACGGACAUGUCGUGAAGUAGCAAGGAAGUUACACACGGACAAAGGACACAGAAGGAUGCAGGGUGCCUUCGAAGCACUGAAAGCAAGUGGAAGAACGAAGGAACAUCAGCAACUGCGAGAGCACUUUCAACUCAUGGUCAAUGCAUUAGAAGAUCCUCAGGACGAUUGUGCGUCCUCAGAAGGUGACGACGAAAUUUUGCUCGCCAAUUAUAAACGCUCGAGAAGGCAGAGGCGGGGCAGAAGUGAGCGGAAUAAGAAAGGGAAUAGUCAGACUGCGAGGAAGAGCACACUAAGUGUAAUGGAGAAUAGCGAGAACUGGUUCUCUCGCCCUUGCAGCCACGUCGGAGAAUGUACAGACACAUGCCCGUGUGUUAAGACUCAGACACAGUGCGAAUCCUCUUGCGCCUGCAAUGCAAAGCGGUUCUCCGUCUCGGAAAAUUUUAAUAGAAUCACGUCAGUUGGGAAUGUAUGCAGAAACGGAGCUGGAUUCUGCCGUUGUGUGGGCGGAAUGUGUGAUCCGGAAGAAUGUCCUUGUAGCACCACUCUUGAAAAGACUUGUGAUCCACAGCGUUGUCACUGCGAUUGUGGCCUCGGACCGUGGGAUAGGCCAAUUGGGGAGCGCACGUGUAGAAAUCUGCAAGUCUUUGCGCACAAGAAGACUUUCGUCGGACGAUCCCAGGAAGCAGGAUUUGGUUUAUUUGCGGGAGAACUAUUCAAGAAGGGGGAUCUUGUCGGUGUGUACGCUGGGGCUCUGCUACCGGCGGAAAUUGUUGAUGGAAGGAGCGCUGUCGGAGAUCUGUCGAACAAAAUGUACACCUUUGACAUUCGAAAUGCGACCGUGGACGGAACGACAUUAGGAGCUAAAGUCCGCUUCAUAAACCACAAGGAAGCUUGGGAGGCGCCAAACUGUCAAGCGUCUGAGAUUCGAGUUCGUCGUCAUCGGCAUCACAGGCUGACUGCAUCAAGAACUGUACAUCCAGGAGAAGAGUUUUUCUUCGACUACAAGAUUGUCGACCCUGGGACACGAGAUGACUGCGCCUACUCUUUGCCGCCCUGGUUGGAGGAACGCCGACGUCCUAAAGCGACGAAGCGGAAGUCCUAA
Chondrus crispus (carragheen) is the source of this 1767-nucleotide messenger RNA. RefSeq lists its product as hypothetical. Gene Ontology annotation, biological process: chromatin remodeling. Gene Ontology annotation, molecular function: protein binding; histone methyltransferase activity. NCBI's taxonomy places the organism in Eukaryota, Rhodophyta, Florideophyceae, Gigartinales, Gigartinaceae. Bases 1 to 1767 code for a protein of 588 amino acids. The transcript has a single exon. The record is from RefSeq and is a predicted model, not a curated record.